Messenger RNA from Neohortaea acidophila, 3124 nucleotides. Its product is annotated as MCM2/3/5 family-domain-containing protein. Gene Ontology annotation, cellular component: MCM complex; nucleus. The record is from RefSeq and is a predicted model, not a curated record. Lineage: Eukaryota; Fungi; Ascomycota; Dothideomycetes; Mycosphaerellales; Teratosphaeriaceae. Gene Ontology annotation, molecular function: single-stranded DNA binding; single-stranded DNA helicase activity; ATP binding. Bases 1 to 3075 code for a protein of 1024 amino acids. Gene Ontology annotation, biological process: DNA replication; double-strand break repair via break-induced replication; mitotic DNA replication initiation. The transcript has 4 exons.
AUGUCGUCGCCAGCAUCCCGCCGCUCCAAUCGCAAUUCCGUGAAUGGCACUCCCCGUGGAACCGCCGGCUCUGAUGCUCCCAUGAGCAGCGAUCCCAUCCUCCCUGAGCCCGCAGCAGGAGACGACCAGACUACUCCGCGCGGCAACGCUCGAUCAUCGCAGAACGAGUCGCAGUCACAGGCGCCGCCGACCUCCUCCCCGCUCUUCUUUCGCUCCUCUCCCGCCGCCUCCCAAUCGCAGAGCCAAAGCCAGUCGUUGAAUAGCGAUGUUUCCAGCAGUAUUGGUGCGAGGACACCACGUCAGUCGGGAGGCUAUGGCGACUCCUCGCCGAUCCACUACGCCCCUAGUUCCGACGCUCCCGGCCCCACGUCCGAUAACCAUCGCGCAGAUCAGCCCAGCUCGACCGGCCUGUUCGUGCGCUCACCAUUCACCGCUUCUGGAAGCAAUGCCCGAGAGAGAAGACAUGACAUCGAUUCGGACGUGUUGGAGGCUGGCAGUGGACGAAGAAGACGAGUGUUGGUGGAUGAGAAUGGCUUGCCAAUCCCAGACGCCGGCUCCGACGCAGCCACCUUCUCCAAUCUCAAUCCAAAUACCUCUGAUGCAGACGUGCUUGGUGGACAGUCAAGCAGGGUGAUCUGGGGAACCAAUGUCUCCAUUCAAGAUGCUUUCCACGCCAUGAAGGACUUUCUGCGCAACUUCCAGCCCAAGUACCGGCGAAUGCUGGAUGGCGAUACCACGGACUCCCCAUAUCUGCCGGAAGAGCACCCGGACAAUGAAAAGCAGUAUGUGCAAAUGCUGGAGACGAUGUUGGAGCUCGGAACUACAUGUCUAUACCUUGAUGCGAAGAAUUUGAAGGCCUACCCCCCGACCAGGAAGCUGUGGUACCAGCUGCAGUCCUUCCCGGCCGAAAUCAUCCCCGUCAUGGAUUCCGCGGUCAAGGAUGCAAUGAUUGAGAUGGCUGAGAAGAGAAUGAAUCAGCGGCGAUCCACCCAGUCCCAGCAGGCUCGUCAGAAUCAAACCCAGCGAGCGAGAGACUCCAGCUCCAUGCCUCCCAUGCCGAGCUCGGAUAUGGACAACGAGAUGGGCGGUCAAGCAAACGAGGCAGCUCCACAGCCAGCGGAUGUGGAAGAUCUGGUCGCAGAGUGCGAGCAAAACAUCUACCGUGUCCGCCCCUUCGGACUUGAUCACACCAUCAACCUUCGCGACCUCAACCCGAACGAUAUGGACAAGCUCGUCUCCAUCAAAGGUCUUGUCAUCCGCACGACCCCCGUCAUUCCGGACAUGAAAGCCGCCUUCUUUCGUUGCUCCGUAUGCCAUCACACUCUGAAGGUCGACAUCGACCGUGGCAAGAUCGCCGAGCCGACGAGAUGUCCGCGAGAGGCCUGCAGUUCGAGCAACAGCAUGCAAAUCGUCCACAACCGCUCCGACUUUGCAGACAAGCAGGUCAUCAAGCUUCAGGAGACACCGGACUCCAUGCCUGACGGUCAGACGCCACACUCUGUCUCGCUGUGCGCGUAUGAUGAGCUCGUUGAUAUCUGCAAGGCUGGCGAUCGCGUCGAGAUCACGGGCAUCUUCAAAUGCAGCUCUGUCAGAACCAACCCGCGACAAAGGAGUGUCAAGAACGUUUUCAAGACUUACGUCGACUGCCUCCACGUGCAGAAAGUCGACAAGCGUCGCAUGGGCAUUGACACAACCACAAUCGAGCAAGAGCUGUCUGAGCAGGCUGCCGGCAGCAUUGAAGAGUCUCGAAAGGUGACUGAGGCCGAGGAAGAGAAGAUUAGAGAGGUUGGCGCGAGACCGGACGUUUACGAAAUCCUCUCUCGCUCUCUCGCCCCUUCCCUCUACGAAAUGGAGGACGUGAAGAAGGGCAUCCUGCUUCAGUUAUUUGGCGGUACGAACAAGAGCUUCGAGAAGGGUGGCUCGCCGAAGUAUCGCGGCGACAUCAAUGUCCUCCUCUGCGGCGACCCAUCCACCGCCAAAUCCAAGAUGCUGGAAUACGUGCACAAGAUCGCCCCUCGAGGUGUUUACACUUCUGGUAAGGGCUCCUCAGCAGUCGGUCUUACAGCGUACGUCACUCGCGACCCUGAAACCCGCAGCCUUGUGCUCGAGUCCGGCGCCUUGGUCCUCAGCGACGGCGGCAUAUGCUGCAUCGACGAAUUCGACAAGAUGUCCGAGUCGACUCGCUCGGUGCUGCACGAAGUGAUGGAACAGCAGACCAUCUCCAUCGCCAAAGCGGGCAUCAUCACCACGCUGAACGCGCGGACGAGCAUCCUCGCCAGCGCCAAUCCCAUCGGAAGCAAGUACAAUCCCAACCUUCCAGUGCCGCAGAACAUCGACCUGCCCCCGACGCUGCUGAGCAGAUUCGACUUGGUGUACUUGGUGCUGGAUCGUAUUGAGGAGAGCGCGGAUCGGAAGCUCGCGAGACAUUUGGUGGGGAUGUAUCUUGAGGACGCCCCUGAGAAUGCCAGCAGGGAGGAAAUCCUGCCCGUCGAAUUCCUCACGUCCUACAUCUCCUACGCCCGCGCUAACAUUCACCCUCAAAUCACCCAACCGGCCGCCGACGCCCUGGUGCGUGCGUACGUCGCGAUGCGCAAACUCGGCGAGGACAUCCGCGCCGCCGAACGCCGGAUAACGGCAACAACGAGACAGCUAGAAAGCAUGAUCCGACUGUCGGAAGCGCACGCGAAAAUGCGCCUGAGCUCCGAAGUGACGGCCGAGGAUGUCGAGGAGGCGGUGCGCCUCAUCCAAUCCGCGCUCAAGCAAGCCGCUACCGAUGCUCGCACGGGGCUGAUCGAUAUGGGCUUGCUGACGGAGGGGACGAGCGCGUCGGAGAGGAAGCGCAAGGAGGACUUGAAGAGUGGGGUUCUCGGGGUGUUGGAUGAGAUGUUGCGCACGGGUGGGGGCAGUAGUGCGCGGUAUGGAGAUGUGGUGCGGACGUUGAGCGAGGGGAGCAGUGUGCCUAUCGAAGGGCAGGAGUUUGCGGAGGCGGUUAGAGCUCUGGAGCAGGAGGGCCGGGUGCAGGUUGUGGGCGAGGGGGCGAGGAGGAAUAUUAGGAGGGUGACUGGGGUGGCGUGAACGUUUUUGCAUUGACUUGGAUCAUGUCGGCGUCUUAGGGGAGUUUGGG